Pieris macdunnoughi is the source of this 1143-nucleotide messenger RNA. The record is from the annotation of a GenBank genome assembly. Lineage: Eukaryota; Metazoa; Arthropoda; Insecta; Lepidoptera; Pieridae.
AUGUUUGACACCGUUAACGCUACGGCCGAUGGCGGCGCCAUUGCCUACGCCUUCAAAAUGGUAUCAAAUGAGGUCCAGCAGAACAUGCUGGGCUUCAACAUCCCUCCAGAACACCAGGACCUGGUGCACGAACACUGGCGUAACUUCGCGGCGGUCGACAAAUUCUGGCACUAUAUGUUAGCUCUUAUCUACACUAUGCUGAUGGUGUCAUCCCUAUGCGGCAACGGUAUCGUCGUAUGGAUCUUCAGCACGUCCAAAUCCCUCCGGUCGGCGAGUAACAUGUUCAUCGUGAACCUGGCGCUAUUCGACCUGGUGAUGAUGAUAGAGAUGCCUCACCUCAUCAUGAACUCAUUCUACCAGAAGAUGCUUGGCUAUCAGCUCGGCUGCGAUAUAUAUGCCACUCUUGGUUCUGUUUCAGGAAUCGGUGCGGCUAUUACCAACGCCGUUAUUGCAUUUGACAGAUACAAGACCAUUUCGUGCCCGAUCGACGGUAGAAUUAACAAAGUGCAAGCAAUCAUCCUGAUUGUAUUCACCUGGUUCUGGACCCUGCCAUUCACCAUUCUGCCACUGACCAGGGUCUGGGGCAAGUUUGUACCAGAGGGUUUCCUGACAACUUGCUCUUUCGACUCUUUCACUGACGACUCCGACACUCGGGUAUUCGUGGCCUGCAUUUUCGUUUGGAGCUACGUAAUUCCAAUGGUCCUCAUCUGCUUCUUCUACUCGAAGCUGUUCAGCGCUGUCCGCCUCCACGAAAAAAUGCUUCGUGAACAAGCCAAGAAGAUGAACGUCAAAUCUCUAGCCUCCAACAAGGAAGAUGCCGGCAAGAGUGUAGAAAUCAGAAUCGCCAAGGUUGCGUUCACAAUCUUCUUCUUGUUCGUCUGCGCCUGGACACCUUACGCUGUUGUGACCAUGAUUGGUACCUUUGGAGACAGGAAUCUGUUGACUCCCCAUGUAACCAUGAUCCCAGCAGUCUUUGCCAAGAGUGUGUCCUGUAUUGACCCAUGGGUAUACGCUAUCAACCACCCAAGAUACAGGGCUGAGCUUGAGAAGAGGCUGCCAUGGAUGGGCAUCCGAGAACCCAGCGCAGAGACCCAGUCCACCAACGCCAGCACUGCGACGCAAUCCGCUUCAGCCGACGCUUAG